UCGGGUUUGUAGGAACAGGUUACAGGCGGAACCCACGGCCUUGGGUCCGCGCUUCAUGUGGACUCGUCCGUUGAGGCGCCAUUCGGCCAGCAGACGACCGACCAGACGACAGUCGACGACCGUCAGUUUGGUUGAAGUCUUCAAGAGAAGUAUUUGUAAGUUGAGUCGCCCACUCGCUGUUGACAGUUGUAAGGACCCUAAGGCCUCGGCGACACAAGUAAACCAAUCUUCACCAUGAAGACCACAACCUCCGGACUGAAGAUCGUGAUUCUUGGCGCUUCGAAAGUCGGAAAAUCAGCUGUUGCGGUCCGGUUCUUGACGAAGCGCUUCAUCGGAGAAUAUUGUUCUGGCUUCAGAUUGUUCCUAUCAGAUGAUGUUCAGAUACGAAGAUGCUGCGGUGAAAGUGGAAAUUCUAGAUUGUUCACCGGGAUUGGAUUCCAGCAACUGUCGGCAUCUGGAGGUGGCUGACGCCUUAGUGAUCGUCUACAGCAUCGUGGACCGCGACUCCUUGAAGGCCGCAAAGACGGUCUUGGAGCACCUGAACAAGCGCGUGCACGGCGCCAUCCCUGUUCUGCUGCUGGGCAACAAAACGGACCUGGAGCAC
This is a messenger RNA of Pomacea canaliculata, 604 nucleotides long. RefSeq names its product ras-like protein family member 11B. The record is from RefSeq and is a predicted model, not a curated record. Gene Ontology annotation, molecular function: GTP binding; GTPase activity. The coding region runs from base 235 to 468 and encodes 77 amino acids. NCBI's taxonomy places the organism in Eukaryota, Metazoa, Mollusca, Gastropoda, Architaenioglossa, Ampullariidae. The transcript is spliced from 4 exons.